UAUGGUGAAAUCACAAGAAUGUUCAGAAGUACUUAAAUAGACCAAAAAAUAUCAAAAAAUAGACAAAGAAUAGCGCAAAAUUGUAUUAGAGUUGCUAUUAAAAGAAAAAUUAUCACUAUAAGAGGUAUUCACCAUAUUUCUUAUAUUUAUCAUCUAUUUACUACUAUAUAUUGUUUAUUUGAUUAUUCAUUUCUAGGUAGCAAACAAACUUCAUUUAAAAUAUUGUACAGUCAGAACAAUCCAAAAAGCAUUUGAGAAAGAUGGUCGUAUAGGAAAAAAAGAAACCAGAAAAAAGAAGCUUAAAGUGUAGAGUAUACUCAAAGUAUCAAUAUUGAAUCCUCUUACACUCUAAAUUCAACCAUUAUGUAUUCAAUCUGAUAAUACUUAAGUAAUAUUCAUUUCUUAAAUUCUAGAUGUAUGUAGAUAAACAACCUUCUUUGAUUGAUCAAUUAAAUUUGACUAACGAAUAAAAAUAACUCAUAUCAUCCCAAUAUCACAAACUCACCCAGGCUCUAACUUCACAAAUUAAAAAGGCCACUUUAGUAUAAUAAUCACUCCUUCAAAAUCUAUUGUUAUCUACUUAGAUGGUCUUCAAAUAGAUUCUAGACCCCAAACCUUAAAUUUAAGUCAAACAAGAAUUCGAUUCAGUAUCCACCAAUUCCUACCCUUUUUAACCAAUCUAAUCAUAUCCUUAAUUUUACCCUUUGCCUAGCACCUUUCUCAGAACUUGAU
Molecule: messenger RNA, 732 nt
Organism: Paramecium pentaurelia
Lineage: Eukaryota; Ciliophora; Oligohymenophorea; Peniculida; Parameciidae
Source: the annotation of a GenBank genome assembly